AUGAGUUAUCAACAACAAUCUACCUAUAAUCCUCCAAUGAUACCUGAUAGCCAAAUGUAUCCUCCUCCUCAACAAUCAGGCAUGUAUCCCCCUCCUCAGCAACCAGAAAUGUACCCCCCUCCUGCUCAACCAGGAAUGUAUCCUCCUCCUCAACAACCAGGAAUGUACCCUCCUCCUGCUCAACCAGUGUACCAAGUCCCUAUAGAAGAACCGAAAAAGAAGAAGUCAUCAUCCUCAUCUUCUUCAUCAAAUGAUGAAAAAGAAAAACGUCAAUUUGAGAAUUCAAAUAUAUUAUUUGUCUUAGGUAUAUUUAUUCCAGUGUUACAAUGUAUAAAUUGGAUGUGUAUUUUUAGAAAACCAAGAAGUGAUAGAGUUAGAGCUAAAAGAACUAUUAUGAUUAUUUUCUCUUUUGUAGAGACUCUCAUGUGUACAGCACCAGUACUUUUUAUUAUUUUUGUAUUAGUGAUGAUAACUUCUAUGAAUGCAUCGUCAAAUUUUUAA
This is a messenger RNA of Entamoeba nuttalli P19, 501 nucleotides long. RefSeq lists its product as hypothetical. The transcript has a single exon. Bases 1 to 501 code for a protein of 166 amino acids. The record is from RefSeq and is a predicted model, not a curated record. Lineage: Eukaryota; Evosea; Mastigamoebida; Endamoebidae.